AUGCAUCCAGAAUACGCCGAUUAUUUGUUCUUAAACUUUGAACGAAGAUUGAUAGCACUGAAAGAUCUUUUCGAUGAACUGAUCCGCCGCGCAGAUGACAACAUCGCUGUGCUAGAAAACUACAUGGCAAAUCAUGAGAUCUCAGAGGUGAACUGGCUCGGAAUGAUACAGUGGCAAGGGUCAGAGGCUCAAGAGUAUGUCAUUGAAGAUAUCGACGAAGAUGUGCACCCGGAGAGAGGUUACAGAGCCAUGUAUGAUUUGCGGUCAGAAUACUUCAUGUAUUUUGAUUACAAGACUUUCAAACAGAAGGUCCGUCAACAGGUAAAAAAAAAAAAGUACAUGCAAACCUUGAAAGUACAAAAUAUGCAGGGGAUGAAAGCUACAUGA
Molecule: messenger RNA, 387 nt
Organism: Cylindrotheca closterium
Lineage: Eukaryota; Bacillariophyta; Bacillariophyceae; Bacillariales; Bacillariaceae
Source: the annotation of a GenBank genome assembly